AUGCCAGCCUCGUUUGGUGUACCUAUGCGAUUCGUUGGACAUCUCAUAUCUCAGCAGGUGCAGACGAAAAAUGCAAAUGUCCUGCCAUUCUCAUCUUUGGUGUUUCGACCAUUGGUAUUUGGUUCUGGUAACAACUACCUCACAAUAGCGGCCAAGGGGAGCUUCUCAAAUGGAAAACUUGCUACUGACUGCAUAGCCCCUGAUCUGGUCAUCAAGGAGACUGCCACCAUUCUUGGAUUCAAAUUUAUCAAGCAAAUUCAGCAUUUUGAUGUUGGAGAGCUAAUUGUUAAGAUAAGCCAGAAUUCCAGUUUCUUAUACGAACUGUACAGCAUGGGAUGCCGAAGGAUUGUUGAAACAGGUCUUCCUCCAAUUGGGUGCUUGCCGAUUCAAACAACGGCAAAGUUUACGGAUCCUCUUGAUCAUAGAUGUUUGGGAGAUCGAAAUGCAGAUGCUCAAUCCUACAAUUACAAGCUUCAGAAGCUACUCCCCCAAAUUCAGAAAAUCCUUCCAGGGAGCCUAUUUGUCUAUGCAGAGAUUUAUGACUCGCUUUUUCUUAUUGAUAUGAUCAAAUAA
Tripterygium wilfordii is the source of this 573-nucleotide messenger RNA. Its product is annotated as GDSL esterase/lipase At2g31550-like. The transcript is spliced from 5 exons. Bases 1 to 573 code for a protein of 190 amino acids. Lineage: Eukaryota; Viridiplantae; Streptophyta; Magnoliopsida; Celastrales; Celastraceae. Gene Ontology annotation, molecular function: hydrolase activity, acting on ester bonds. The record is from RefSeq and is a predicted model, not a curated record.